Messenger RNA from Kwoniella shivajii, 996 nucleotides. RefSeq lists its product as uncharacterized. Gene Ontology annotation, molecular function: 4-hydroxy-tetrahydrodipicolinate synthase activity. The record is from RefSeq and is a predicted model, not a curated record. The transcript has 8 exons. The coding region runs from base 1 to 996 and encodes 331 amino acids. NCBI's taxonomy places the organism in Eukaryota, Fungi, Basidiomycota, Tremellomycetes, Tremellales, Cryptococcaceae.
AUGACCAAAACACUCAGACCAGGAAUAUACGUCCCGCUUCCUACUUUCUUCGAUGCGAAUGAGGAUCUGGACCUUGAAAGCUAUGCCAAACACGUAGCUCACACCGCCAAAGCUGGGAUACUUCCUGUAGUAUGUGGCUCAAUGGGGGAGGCAGUGCAUCUAACUCACGAAGAACGAGUAUCCCUCAUCAAAACAGCGCGAAGAGCAUUAGAUACCGCUGGUUUGUCUGAUGUGCCUAUAAUGGCUGGAAUAGGAGCAGCCAGUACGAGAGAAAGUAUUGCAGGUGCAGAUCAUGCGAUUCUCAUCACAGGAGGAUAUUACGCUGGUGCAUUGAUCAAAAAGCCUGAAGCGAUCAAGAAGUUCUUUGUAGAUGUAUCAGAAGCUUCUCCCAUACCUGUCUUGUUAUACAACUUCCCUGGUGUUUCAGGUGGUAUAGAUAUGACAAGUGAUUUAGUGGAAGAUAUCGCUAAAUCUGCUCCUAACACAUGUGGUAUCAAACUCACUUGUGGUGCUGUUGGAAAACUCACUCGGAUUGCUGGCCUCGUGAACAGCCCUUCCUUCAUCAAAGACUAUCCCAGAAAGGACCCGAAUGCGCCUUUCCUGGUCAUCGAUGGUUUCAUCGAUUUCCUCCUUCCUUCCAUGUCUGCAGGAGCGUCUGGAACUAUCACCGGUGUACCUAACUUCGCACCUUUGACAUGCAUGAGGCUUUGGGAACUAUGUACUUCGGCAGAUCUACAUGAACCAGAAGUCAUGAAGGAAGCGCAAGCUAUGCAAGAAGUCGUCUCGAGAGCCGACUGGGCAGCUUCCAAUGCAAACAUCCCUGGGAUGAAGAGGUUGUUACAAAAGCUGUUUGGAUACGGACACCUUCCUAGAGCCCCUCUACCUGAAAUGACAGAAGAAGAGGCUCACAAGCUACUGAUUGACAACGCCGCAAUCAAGCGGAUCCUUGAUAUUGAAAAUAAAUUAGAACAGGGGCAAGACGUUGUGCUCAGUUAG